This is a messenger RNA of Dracunculus medinensis (Guinea worm), 804 nucleotides long. Lineage: Eukaryota; Metazoa; Nematoda; Chromadorea; Rhabditida; Dracunculidae. The record is from the annotation of a GenBank genome assembly.
AGAUCUCGUCCAGUAACGAAAAAGAUGUUUUCCGCAGCGACUGAUUCUGAUCGCCGUGAUCAGUUGCGAUCGCAAAGUAUGGACCGAAAGUCCUAUUAUGGUGAUGAUUAUCACUCCAAUUUACGAGGUCGAUUAAUGACACCAGAAUUUACUAAUGAAAAAAGCGACUAUAGUUAUGUUAACUAUCAUGAUACUUCAUUAGCCAGAACAUCAAUCCCUCGUGAACCGGACCAUAGCCGUGUUCCAUCUAAAGGCAUAUUAAAGAAUAAACAGGUUAAAUCACUAGAAGUUAGAUUAGAAAUGUUCAAAUCCUUAUUUUUCUCGCUCAUUUUAUUAAUUUGUUUUUGUUCUCUAAAAAGUUUCUGUUGCGAAGGGAUGAAAAAUAUUUUGGAUCGUCUUAAGCAGUAUUUAUCAGGCGAUAAACGAAGAACUCCAGAGGACUCAUUACCUUGUAAUUCGAUUCAAACAGUUUCUUCAAACAAAAAAAAAUCAUUUUUAUCAUUAAGAAGAAGGAGAACGACAGAAAUGCGACUUGGUCCUGAUGGAAAAAUUAUAACCGCUCCCUUUGAUGAUGAUUACAAAAGGCCUGCGUCACCAAUUGAUAGGAUUAAGUCUUUUUUUCGCAAGAGCAAAGAAGCUCUAACACCACCAGUUACAAGCCAAACAACGACGGGUAAUCAUGAAUACUCACAGUACAAUAAAGCAAGAACAAAUCCUUCGGCAAAUUACAAUCGCUAUAGCUACAUUUCGACUGCUUCUGAAAGACCAACACGUUACUGGUAUGACGAUUCACAUCUUUAUUAG